Messenger RNA from Styela clava, 2081 nucleotides. Lineage: Eukaryota; Metazoa; Chordata; Ascidiacea; Stolidobranchia; Styelidae. The record is from RefSeq and is a predicted model, not a curated record.
CUAAUUCAUUAUAUUUUUUAAAGUUAUUACUCCCAUUUAUCUUUUUUCGAAAUGCCUAAAAAAGUUCGUAAUUCUCAAGUGUCUACUUUAAGUCCGUCCCUUCGUAGGCACAGUUUCCACUGUACCGUGAAAUCGGCACAGAUUUUUAGCAGGUGUUUUCGCUCUCGACAAUCAGACAACCUCCUACUUUUGAGCCUUAUCCGUCCUAAUGAAGUAAUCUGUAAAUGCCCAACUCGAUCGUAAACGGUUUGGAAUAGGAAAGGGCACGGUGAAGCAGCAAUCGAAGCGGAAACGAGUUCAUGCAGAGAGCGUUGUCUGAAAAUCUCACUACUGCACCAUGUGCACUUAUUUUUGUGCAGUCGAUUCUGGUCACUUACAAGCUGAAAUAUCAGACGAUGGUUGGUCAUUUGUCUACUGUCUUACUGGCAAGGCGUGGAAAGGAAAGAUUAGCAAUGAUGACAUAGCUUCAAGUGCAUCUGAUUUGUAUCAAAAUUUAACCCAAUAUAGUGAAACAGCGAUCAAAGUAUUUUCUAAUGAGAACUGUGAAGAUAUUGUGAUUGAUCUGAUAGAUUGUGAAAAUGAUAAGAAAGAACUCUGCUGGAAAAAAAUUACCAGCACCAGUGUGAAAUAUUCUCUUGGAUCUGUGAUUUUGGAAAGAUGUGAUUCAGCUGAAGUGGAUAAAGUCUUGAAUCAGGCAUUCGGUGCAAUAACAAAGUUGAAGAGAGAAUUGAAGGAGUCACAAAAUGAGAAAUCGAAAAUUGAAUCUGAGAAGAACGACUUAGCAUGUCGAUUAGAGGAUUUUUCUCGACUAAAAGUUGAAUUAGAAGGAGAACUAUUCACUAAAUUCGUUCUGAUAUUAAAUGAAAAGAAAUCAAAAAUUCGUGAUUUGAAAAAGGAAAUCGAGAAACUGAAAAAUCCAAAAAUUCAAUUUCCAUCAAAUACAGUAAAUAAUAAUGGUGAUGGAAUCAGUAAGGAAGUAUUAGUCCAAAAAGGUCUGCAAAGUAAAAAACUAAGAUCUGAAACUAAAAGAAAUAUAUCUCAUGACAAUUCUUUGACUGAAGAAUCUGAAGAAUUAAUUAAAAAGAUCCCAAGACGUGAACGUAAACAACAGCAGAUUUUUGCUUCAGUUGUUCCCUCAACAAAUUCCAAAAUUAUAUGCAAAUCAGAAGAAUCUACAAGCCCAUCAACUUCACUGGUAAAUGAAUAUGAUGAAACAGUAGAUGCAAGUGGUAUGAUUGAUGGAUUAUAGGCCAUAAUGCUCUGAAAUAGGACCCAAAAAUUUGGAAAUAGUGUUGUAUCAUACACCCACGCAAAGGUGUAAUUUAUAAUAUUGGUUUGGAUAAGACAGCAUCAUUUUAAAAAGAAAACUAAUGCAUUUAAAUGAAAUCUGAAUCACAAGAUCACACUAGAACUUGAAGGUUUUGUUUUUCAACAAACUGAGCCAGUGCUUUUUUGAACAUCUAACUGUGAGAUUAUUCUGAUUGUUCCAUAAUAUAUAAAAUAAUUAAUAUAACUGUCUUCAUGAAGAUUAUGCAUAGUAUUGUUCUGAAAUCUUGCAAUGUUGCACUAAAUAUUUCUUUUUAAAAUAAUCUACAGCAGUAUAUGAAGUUCUUGUUUUAUGAAUGAAAUUUGAAAGUUUGAAACAACAAAAUCAUACAGUAUUACACUGAUCUUGAAUGAAAUGUAUGAGCCAGUUUUCAAUGAAAAUGAAAUCCAAUUUUGACUGUAUUCAAUAUUCUCUGUCUCUCUGCUUUUUUUCCAAAUUUAAAAUAUUUAUCUUAAAGAUUUUGAACAUUCUAAAUUAUAGCUUGUUCCCUUCGCUUUAUUUUGGAGCAGAUUAAAAAAUGUUUGCACUAAAUGUUUUAAUUUGAGUUUAUGGAUAAUUAUAGGCAUCUCAUUGUCAACUUGUGUUGAUAAACAAGAUUCUUUUAUGUGUUCCAGAUUAUACUUUAUAUUUAUUUAAUUAGAAAGAUGUUGUCACAAUAUAAUGAACUUAUUAUCUGAUGUUUUCACAUCAUAGCAUGGUUAAUUGCCCAUGUAUUUAGAUAUUAAUUUGUACAAUUCGAUUAUAUAUUUUAUAG